Molecule: messenger RNA, 1387 nt
Organism: Danio aesculapii
Lineage: Eukaryota; Metazoa; Chordata; Actinopteri; Cypriniformes; Danionidae
Gene: calb1
Product: calbindin 1
Exons: 11
Coding region: 38-820 (260 amino acids)
Biological process (GO): regulation of presynaptic cytosolic calcium ion concentration; regulation of long-term synaptic potentiation
Cellular component (GO): dendritic spine; terminal bouton; synapse
Molecular function (GO): calcium ion binding
Source: RefSeq, a predicted model, not a curated record
UCUCUCACAGCAUCAGCGCCCGACACCCGGAGACGACAUGGCAAACGCGUACCUGCAGGGAGUAGAGAUCUCAGCCUCGCAGUUCCUGGAUAUAUUCCAUCAUUAUGACAACGAUGGUAAUGGAUUUAUCGAGGGGAAGGAGUUGCAGAAUUUUAUCAAAGAACUUCAACAAGCUCGAAAGCAAGCGGGACUGGAACUAACAGACAAAAUGAAGGCUUUUGUGGAGAAAUAUGAGCAAAAUGCUGAUGGGAAAAUAGGCAUCAUUGAGUUGGUUCAAAUACUUCCUACAGAGGAAAACUUCUUGCUAUUUUUCCGACAACAGCUGAAGUCCUGUGCAGAAUUUAUGGAGGCUUGGAGAAUUUAUGAUGCUGAUCACAGUGGAUACAUUGAAGCUGAUGAGCUAAAGAACUUUUUGAAAGACCUGCUUCAAAGGGCUAAAAAACCAUAUGAUGAGAAGAAACUAGAGGAGUACACAUUGACUACGCUGAAAAUUUUUGAUUCAAAUAAAGAUGGGAAAUUAUGUCUGUCAGAAAUGGCACGGCUGUUACCAGACAAUGAGAACUUUCUACUAAAAUUUCAGGGUGUGAAAAUGGCCAGAAAAGAGUUCAACAAGAUUUUUGAGUUAUAUGAUAAGGACAGAAACGGAUACAUGGACGAAAACGAGCUUGACGCCCUCCUUAAAGACCUUUGUGAGAAAAACAACAAGGUUCUAGAAGCCAACAAAAUCUCCACGUAUAAGAGUGCUAUCAUGGCUCUGUCGGACGGAGGCAAGCUCUACAGAACAGAGUUAGCACUGGUGUUGUGUGCGGAGGAGAUGUGAACCUCCACCCCAAACCCGUCCCCUACUCACCUGUGAUGCGUAACGUAGCUAGAAACCUCUUACGUUCUAUCAUUUCCAACAUCGAUUUCACUUAGACAGGCGACCAACAGCACAUACUUUUCCAUUUGUUGUUUCUAUACUGUUUCUAAGUGUACAGAUUUUUUAAAGAGCACACGCGUACAAUACUUUAAACAUACACAAACAUUUCCCUUGACGAAAGAGGAAACCCAACAUGAUAAUGAAUCAUAAUCCAAAAUAUACUAUUCCAGCAAUGAUAUACAUAGACAAAAGCAAUAAUGCCAUCACGAAAUGCUAAAAAAUAAAAACAAACAUGGCCUGUUGGUGGGAUCUGUGUAAUACUCCAAAUUUGACCUUUGCGAUGCAUGUUUGUAGCUGACGGCAGGCCUGCUAGUGGGGUAUUUUUGACUGCAAGGACAUGCCGAAUAUAAUGCAUCGCCCCAGUCCUGUCUCUAUAAUGUUAGAUUUUUGCACUGUAAAGAAUGACAUGCUCCUCUAUGCUGAACACCACAGACACUGUGUAAGAAGAUAUUAAACUUGCUGAAUGAC